AUGGAUGCCCUCUCACCUCGAUCGACCAACCAGCCAAUCAAGCCAAAGGGUUUACCGGAUCACAAGAUGGCCGACAAGCGUGCUGUUGCUGUGACGCAAAAGUCUUCUUCUACGUCCAAGAACCAUGCCGAUCCACCGCCAUCGAGGGUGACAGAGCCAGAAGAAGAUGGAGAAGAAUACAUAAUCGGAGGGUUUCUUGGGAAAGGUGGAUUUGCCGUGUGCUACGAGGGAACAUUAGCACGAAACGGUCGCGUCUUUGCAAUGAAAGUUGUCAAGUCUCAGAUGCCCCAAAAGAAGAUGGAAGAGAAGUUUCGCACAGAGCUCCAAAUUCACUCAAAAAUGCGUCACCCUUUCAUCGUUCAAUUCUACCGCGCCUUCGCCUUCCACCAAAGCACAUACGUUGUCCUCGAACUAUGCCCAAAUGGAUCGGUCAUGGAUAUGGUCCGAAAGCGACGUUGUCUCAGCUUACCAGAAGUCCGUCGCUUCAUGAUACAACUCUGCGCUGGCGUCAAAUACCUCCAUAAACGCUUCGUGGCGCAUCGAGAUUUAAAAAUGGGGAAUUUGUUCCUGGAUCGCAAUAUGAACAUCAAGAUUGGAGACUUUGGUCUAGCGGCAAUGAUUCUCUCGGAUAAGGAUGCGAAAAGACGAAACACGCUGUGCGGAACACCCAAUUACAUUGCACCUGAAGUUCUUGAUAAAAGCAAAGGCGGCCACACUCAGAAAGUCGAUAUCUGGUCACUGGGUGUCAUAUGUUUUGCGAUGCUUACCGGCUAUCCACCAUUCCAAUCGAAGACUCAGGAAGAAAUCUAUAAAAAGGUCCGGAGCUUGACAUAUGUGUGGCCCAAAGAAUCAGAGAACACGAAUCAUAUCCCCGAGGAAGCUAAGGACCUGGUUAGCGCAUGCUUGAAUUUGGUGGACGAAGAGCGCCCAGAUCCGGACGACAUUGUUGAGCAUCCUUUCUUCAGCAUGUACGAUGGGUGCAUUCCCCGCCAACUAGACCCGGCAUGUCGUUUUAACAAACCGAUUUGGCUCAAGGAUCAAGCUCCCCGCGGUGAUUGUAUGGUCAACGGAUACGGACUCGACUUUGACGAGAAGCUUCGCGCCUAUAUCCAACAAGUGGACGACCCCAGCCAACGUUACCACUCGUGCAAGGCGGCAUUUUAUUCUUUAUGUGGUGUGGGAAGAAAGCCAGACGGAACGGCUCGUAAAUCAGUUGGUCGGAACUGUUCAAAGUCGGCUUACUCGGAGUGUGAGACGGAAGAUGCGAGAGGUCUCAGACCUGACGUGCCGUUACCCAUGGACUUUGUCUAUCGAUGGCCUCACGAAAUCGAAGGGGACUGGUGCCACAUGGAAAGCUCUCGAAGAACAUUACGCACUGAGGAUCGCGGAUUAGACGAGAGCACAAUGUCAGCACGGAGUGUUUCCGUUCGCGCAAAAGCAAUCACAUCCAGCCGGACAAACGUGGCGCUGGCGGCUGCUCAGCAGCGACGCAUGGAAGGUCAGAAUCAUGCUGCAACCCUACGACAACAGGCUCGUCCGGGAAUGUCCUCAUUGCGCAGGGCGCCCAUUGUGGCUGAAUUUGCAGAAUCCACCGCAAGACCUACUCGGGAGCCAGUCGAGCCUGAUCAUGCGGCCGCUGUGAGUGCAAAUGUGCCACCCGGUGGGCUCUCAGAGCGGCCGAUUCGUGCCCGAAGAAUGGUGUCCGCAUCCAACGCCCCAACCACCCGAGACAUCAUCGCUCCUUCGCUCGCCAAAUCCACAAGCAUGCCCUCGGGCCUUACCAUAGGCAAGACAAGAUCGCAAUCCCGUCGACUCGAAGCCGCCAACCAAGAAAUGCAAUCUUCGACGCAUACGCACGAGAGUAGGAUCCCGGCAGUUGUUGAACAAAGUCGCACCGUGACUCGACAGGCCUCUCUGCGAUCCGCGUCGCGUGCUGACUUGAGGCUGGCUGCGGGGAGAGUUGAGCAGCCCAACCCCAGCUCAACAGGAUCUGCCCUUUCCUUCGGUCAAACCACAAAAUCACUGAGUCAGGCGGACAGUCUCGCUCGUGCCGAUAGCAAGUCACAGAAGGCUCGCUCCAGCCUGGGCCUGAGUCCGCUUUUCCACCAUGAUGACCUUUGUCACGACCUGCCAAGCACAUCAUUGUCUGAUGUAAACAACAACCUGCGUGUCAUGUUGACAAACCUUGUUCAUCAAGGUCCCACGCGACGUCGAGUUGGCUCCAGGAAACAACCUCAUGCAUAUGUCAUCAAGUGGGUAGACUACACGAAUCGGUAUGGCAUUGGAUAUGUGCUGGAUGAUGGUAGUGUCGGAUGCGUGUUCAAGGGGGAGAACGGCCGACCCGCGACGAGUGUGGUUAUUCGAAACGGGGAGCGACAUAUUCGCCGCAAGGCACGCAGCGUCGACACUCCAGAGGAGAAAGGCAUCCCAUAUUCGGAGGCAGAUCAGCUUGUCCCUCGGUCCGGGCCACCGAUUGAAUUUUACGAGAAUCGUGACGACAGCUUACUGGGCUGCCGUGGCAUUCGGCGAGCGAUGAUUGAUACGUGCCUCUUUGACGCGAGGACUUCCAAAGUCAUGAGGAUUCGUGGCACAUCUGGCUCGGAGACCGAACGCUCGGAUCUUGAAAAGGUCAAGCGAGUCAAACUGGUGGAUCAGUUUGGCAAAUACAUGAUCGGGUCAUUGGGUCGCCAUGGUGAUGAAGGCCUUGGUGAUGAAUUGCCCGCACAUAGCAGUGGCCAGUUCAUCAAAUUUUAUCAGCGGCUUGGAAAUGUUGGAAUAUGGGGCUUUGGUGAUGGCGCUUUCCAAUUCAACUUCCCUGAUCACACUAAGCUUGUGAUUGCACCGGGCCGCACCCGCAGCUCUUCUCCAUGGAUUGAUUUCUACCAUCUCUCACCCUCUGCAGCACGCUAUUUCACUGCCAAAGGGAAGAUGCAUCCGUCGGGCUUCGAUACUCGCGCCGUCGCCUCUGAUGAAGCAGCUACUUUCUUGAGUAUUGCCAAUGGCGAAUCUCUCAAUUCUGUCGAAGAUCGCAUUCGGGACAUCCUGGAAGCGAAUUCCUUCUUGGAAAAGAUCAACUUCAUCCGGGACGUCCUCAAGGAUUGGAUCACGUUUGGGCGACUCGGUGGCCGUCCACCUUCGACUUCCGCAUCUGGGCAAGAAUUGGUGUCGACCGAGAUGCUCUGGCGAGGCACCCAAGACCGGUCACCAGGGGGUAGCAACGGCACCAAGUUCGUGUGGGUGACCGUUGGUGCACCUGAUGGAGAUGGAGUCUAUCGGUCGGUCAUGCUGAAGGAUUCCGAGAUUGAGCGGCCUGACAAGCGAGCUGGCCCGAGUCUUGACAGGGAAAUGGAGGCUCUGAAGGAGCGGUUGAGAGGGCUGGGCCGUGAGUGA
Messenger RNA from Penicillium oxalicum, 3390 nucleotides. RefSeq lists its product as uncharacterized. Gene Ontology annotation, molecular function: protein binding; ATP binding; protein kinase activity. Gene Ontology annotation, biological process: mitotic cell cycle; regulation of protein localization to mitotic spindle pole body; protein phosphorylation. The transcript is spliced from 3 exons. Gene Ontology annotation, cellular component: nucleus; spindle pole; spindle pole body. Bases 1 to 3390 code for a protein of 1129 amino acids. The record is from RefSeq and is a predicted model, not a curated record. NCBI's taxonomy places the organism in Eukaryota, Fungi, Ascomycota, Eurotiomycetes, Eurotiales, Aspergillaceae.